AUCUUAUCUACGGGCACGGUGGUAGGGAAGUUUUGAGAUCCCAAACGGAAAUAAAGGCCGGCGAGUCCAUCAUACUAAAAAAAAUUCCAUUCUGAAUUGGGAUAACUUGCUCUAGUCCCCGUCCUUUUUUCCCUCUCACUCUUACUCUGCUGUGCUUCUAUCCUCCCCUUCACCUUCAGACUCGGUUUACAGAAGAGAGUGUGUGAGAGGGAGAGGGUGAAGAAGAGAUCUGAUUUAAACUCGAUCUCCCAAAAUGACUUGGAUCGAUCGGACAAACAGACGGGUGGCCGACAGUUCAUUCGGUCGAUACUUUCGACUAGAACAUUCUGGUCACAGGAAGGAGCGAAAGGGCUCACGAUUCUUUACGGAGAUUCGUGCUGGUCUUGCUACGCUAAUAUCACUUGGGCAAAAACACAGCGAAGAAUACAUGCUAUGCGUGGGCAUUGUGCAACGAGAUCUGGUAACCGCAACUGCCGCCAUCGCCGCCCUGACAUCCUUCUUCAUGGGACUCGGAGCGAACAUCCCCAUCGCAUGCGCGCCCGGUAUGGGACUUAACGCCUACUUUGCAUACCAAGUCGUUGGAUACCAUGGCUCGGGGCCGGUGCCCUACAGGCUCGCUGUGACGGCGGUCUUCGUGGAGGGGUUCAUAUUUGUUGCCCUAUCGAUAUUGGGAAUGCGGCAGUGGCUCGCCAGGGCCAUCCCUGCUUCCAUCAAACUCGCUACCGGUGCUGGUAUCGGACUUUACCUUGCGCUUAUCGGGUUGACCUAUUCCGCUGGCAUCGGCGCGAUCACCGGCGCUGUGUCGACUCCGUUGGAUUUGGCCGGGUGUAAGCCCGAGUUUAGGGAUGAAGUUACUGGGGUUUGCGAAGGGUAUAAGCUGAGGAAUCCGACGCUUUGGAUUGGCAUCUUUUGCGGUGGGAUUGUCACCGCUUUUUUGAUGAUGUAUCGGGUCAAGGGUGCCAUCAUUGCCGGCAUCGCCCUUGUGUCGAUUAUCUCGUGGCCAAGACCUACGGAAGUUACUUAUUUCCCUUACAAUUCUGAGGGAAAUCAGAGUGACGUCCAACAAAUGGAACAUGUCUCACCAACUAAUCUCUGGGAAAACUCCCAGCACUCGUAA
Molecule: messenger RNA, 1117 nt
Organism: Tuber melanosporum (Perigord truffle)
Lineage: Eukaryota; Fungi; Ascomycota; Pezizomycetes; Pezizales; Tuberaceae
Exons: 5
Coding region: 254-1117 (287 amino acids)
Biological process (GO): transmembrane transport
Cellular component (GO): plasma membrane
Molecular function (GO): purine nucleobase transmembrane transporter activity
Source: RefSeq, a predicted model, not a curated record